Messenger RNA from Xiphophorus hellerii (green swordtail), 1718 nucleotides. It is a transcript of the gene ints14, whose product is annotated as integrator complex subunit 14. Gene Ontology annotation, cellular component: integrator complex. The transcript is spliced from 11 exons. Gene Ontology annotation, biological process: snRNA 3'-end processing. Bases 1 to 1539 code for a protein of 512 amino acids. Lineage: Eukaryota; Metazoa; Chordata; Actinopteri; Cyprinodontiformes; Poeciliidae. The record is from RefSeq and is a predicted model, not a curated record.
AUGCCUACAGUGGUUUUAAUGGACGUGUCACUGUCCAUGACACGACCAGUGUCCCUGGAUGGCAUCGAGGAGUUCCAGAGGAAGAACCUGGCUGUCCACGGACUCAACAUGCUGUUUGAACACAUGGCUUCCAACUAUCGCUUGGAGUUCACCGCACUGAUGGCCUUCUCCUCCCUCUGGGAGCUGCUGGUGCCUUUCACUAGGGAUUACAAUGCGUUACAGGAGGCACUUAGUAACUUGGAAGACUAUGACAAAACAUGUCUUGAGCUGGCUCUACAAGGAGUUAGUAGCGUUGUUCAGCAGGAGUGGGGCAAUGGCUGUCCCUGUCAGGUGGUGUUGGUUACAGACGGAUCUCUUGGGAUUGGAAAGGGUUCCCUACGCCACUCUCUUCAAACCCUGAAACAUCGUGGUGAUGACAAAAAGUUUCCACUCCCUUACCCGUUCCCCACCAAAAUGUUCAUCCUGUGUAUAGCCAAUGCAGAGGAGUUGCAAAUGACUGACGCCAUGGAAAACCUGGAGGAGCUCCUUCGACUCAGUGGAGGGGAUGGACAGAUCUUCACUGUGGAUGGACCACUUUGCAUGAAGAGUGUACAAGCAAUGUUUGGGAUGCUGAUUGACCGGGCGUACUCCCCCUUUCACGCGGUUCUGCACUGCGGGAAUCUGUCUUCAGACGUUCAGGUGUUCCCCCGUCCCGAGCCAGUGGUGGUGGACGAGGAGGUGGAGCCUAUUCCCAGAGCUGUCAGCACAGAUUUGGAAAUUGUGGGCUUCAUUGAAAUUGCUGACAUCUCCAGCCCUCCUGUAAUAUCCAGACACUUGGUUCUUCCCAUUGCUGUUAACAAAGAAGUGGAUGAAGUUGGCACAGGAACCACUGAUGAACUUGAAGAGGAACCUUCAGCGAGCCAAAUGGCUGGGAAAAGUCCAAAUUUUUGUGUUCUUUUACAUGGAAGUCUAAAGGUUGAGGGGAUGGUGGCUCUGGUCCAACUAGGGCCGGAGUGGUUUGGCAUGUUGUACUCCCAAGCAGACAGCAAGAAGAAGUCAAACCUGAUGAUGUCUUUGUUUGAGCCUGGUUCCGAUCCUCUACCUUGGCUAGGCAAGAUUUCACAUCUGGGACCAGUUUCAGAGGCUGCUGAAAAUCCGUACGGAGAGGAUGACAGUAAAAGUCCAUUCCCUGUGCAGCCACAGGUCAAGCGAAGCUAUGCUCAGAAUGUCACCGUGUGGAUAAAAGCCAGCGGACUGCAGACUGAUGUUCAGAAGAUCUUGAGGAACGCAAGGAAAUUACCUGAUAAAACUCAGACCUUCUAUAAGGAGCUAAACCGUCUGCGGAAAGCUGCCUUGGCUUUUGGUUUUUGGGAGCUCCUGAAGGGCGUGGCCGAACUGCUGGAGAGGGAGUGCACCAUGCUGCCCGACUCCGCCCAUCCAGAUGCUGCUUUCCAGCUCUCUCAUGCCGCACACCAACUCAAACUAGCCAGUUCUGGUGACUCCCAGUAUGCAGCUUUUGAUCACAACAUUGUCCCCAUGCACACAGACUUCUCAAGCUGAGUCACAAUGUAUAAGCUGAUACUGAGCCAGAGUGAACUGAAACCAUACAAACAGGGCUUGUACAAAAUGUCUGUUGGGAAACUGAAAGUGUUGCACAUAUUUUGUUUUUUACAUGUUUCUGUAUAGAAUAUAUUUCCCAAAUUGACCACUAAUUAAAUUACUCAUUUUUCUAAAAUGUU